This is a messenger RNA of Caenorhabditis briggsae, 399 nucleotides long. The transcript has 4 exons. The coding region runs from base 1 to 399 and encodes 132 amino acids. Gene Ontology annotation, cellular component: endosome. The record is from RefSeq and is a predicted model, not a curated record. Gene Ontology annotation, biological process: late endosome to vacuole transport via multivesicular body sorting pathway. NCBI's taxonomy places the organism in Eukaryota, Metazoa, Nematoda, Chromadorea, Rhabditida, Rhabditidae.
AUGGGAGGAGUUCGAGCUGUUGCUGCCCUUGCCUUUGCCGGAGUUGUUGGACUCACAUUCCUUGUUCUCGGAUGCGCACUCCCAAUGUAUGGAACAUGGUCCCCAAUGUUUGUCAUUGCAUUCUACAUCCUGUCGCCGGUUCCUCUUCUGAUAGCAAGACGAUUCCAAGAGGACAUGACAGGAACCAACGCAUGCAUUGAACUGGCUCUCUUCAUCACCACUGGUAUCGUUAUUUCUGCAUUCGCUCUCCCGGUUGUCUUGGCUCAUGCUGGAACGAUAAAGCACGGAGCAUGUUUCCUCAUCAACACUGGAUCAACAAUCAUGUUCGGGACUAUUAUCGCAUACUUCUACUUGCAUCGUGAUGACGACAGUGGCAGCUGGAGCCAAUCCCUUUUCUAA